AUGUCGCUUCAAUUCUAUUCAACUAUAGAAGCUUAUUACGCUGUUCGUAAAGGACGUGAGUCUGGGAUUUACACCUCUUGGGAGAAAUGUCAGGAGCAGGUGAACGGUUGCUCUGGUGCCUUGUUUAAGAAAUUCUACACAAGGCAGCAAGCAGAGAACUAUAUAAAGAUCGACAAUUUUGAUGAUGAUGUGCUAAACAUUUGGACGGAUAAAUAUCCAAAGAUAAACGUGGAUCUUGUCUUGAGAAUGAACGAUCUUAUUAAAAAUAGAGAAAGAAAAACAUAUUUCAAGCAUGUUAAAGCGCAUAGUGGUGUGUAUGGAAAUGAGCAAGCAGAUAGGUUAGUAUUCUUAGAUUCACAGAAGGAAUUUUGGGAAUUAAAUCUCGAACCGGUUAAGGGAAAGAUAUAUUUUUAUUUUAAAAAAGAGAAGAAGAACGAUUCUGAUAAUGCGAUGGACAGCUAUCUUUUGGAAUUUGUAUGUAUACUAAAUCUUUUGGAACAAGAUGUUAAUAAGGAAAAAUUAGUUAUUCAGACGCAAAAUAAGAAUAUUUAUCUGAUAUUAGAAGAGAAUCAAAUCGAAAAGUGGUUAAAGAACGACUGGUGUAAUACAAAUAAAUAA
Molecule: messenger RNA, 618 nt
Organism: Dentiscutata erythropus
Lineage: Eukaryota; Fungi; Glomeromycota; Glomeromycetes; Diversisporales; Gigasporaceae
Source: the annotation of a GenBank genome assembly